Molecule: messenger RNA, 6139 nt
Organism: Physella acuta
Lineage: Eukaryota; Metazoa; Mollusca; Gastropoda; Physidae
Product: zinc finger MYM-type protein 3
Source: RefSeq, a predicted model, not a curated record
CUCGUGGCCUAUAUUUAUCAUUGUGGCGGCCUAUGGGGCAUGAUUUCUAUAUACAUUCAUAAUAUAUUUCAAGCAUACACCUGUAUAUGUAAAUCCUGAGAAUAAAGCCGCAACCAUGGAAAGUGAAGAAGCUAUUAUGGAAAAUGAAAAUAACUCAAAUGUUGAAUCAGAAUCCAAUACCAGAGUCCGUGAUCAUCAGUUUUUUGAAGAGAAUUAUUCAAAUGAUGUAGAGACAGAAGUAAACAGAGUAACUGAUAUCUUUAAUAAUGUAGAGCAGCAAACAUCAUUCCCUGAUCUUCUAAAUGACAACAGUCCCCCCGAAGAAGUUGGUAUGGAGAUUUUAACAACAGAAGAAAAUCAAAACGCUGUAUCUAUUAAUUAUGCUAAUGGAAAUGAUUGGAUAGAAAAUAGUGAUAUUCCACCAGAAAUAGUUACAAGUGAUGCCUUGACUGGAGAAAGUGAAACGAUAUUUGCACCUAAUGAACCAGUACCUGCAUUGAAUGAGAAUAAUGAGCAAGAAGAGUCUCCAAGCAUUGCUUAUGAAGGUAAAAGUGAGGUCGCAAUGUUCGCUGAAGAACAGGUGGAUGACAAUUUAAACCAGCUUCCUAUUUCUGCAGAAAACCAGUUGCUUAGCAAUACAUUGUAUGAGAACUCUAUAAGCGUGAAUCCAGAAUUAAUGAAUGUAACAGAUGUGGAGUCAGCAGAACACACUGGAGCUGAAGAAGAUUAUACUGUCGUGGAAAACAAUGAAAAAGAUACUAGCGAAGAUUAUGUUGUAGGGGAUAAUGAAAUAAAUAAUGAGAAUACCAACAAUGAUUUAGAUUACAAUGCUGAGAUUGAUGAUAGUAUAGUUACUAGCAAUAACGGAAUUCAAAAUGUGGUGAGUGACGAUUUAGUUACCAUAAACAAUGAAGAUUCCUCAGCUUAUGAUCAGGAAUUUCAAGUUGUAGAAAAGUUCGAUAACAGUAUCUCCAACAUUAAUGACCAUAGUUCUUCAGAUAAAGAAGAUUUUUUUAAAGAAUCUGAUUGCUCUGAUACUACUGCAGUACAGCAAGAGUCUGAUGAUACGAGUCAGAUACAAGAGGUGGAGAAAAGCAUAAAAGAUGGUUUUGACACUUCCAUUGCAUCUGUUGGUGUUCAGGAUACUAAUUUAGAAUCUUCUAACAGUGAGGCUGAUUUGAUGCAAACUACUGAAAUGCCAGUGAUAACUAAUGUGACUUCAGUAGAAGAUAGUGCCAUUGAAAAUACUUCAAAUGUACUUGAUGAUGAAGGCCAUAAAAUUGAUGAAGAUCAAGAUUUGAUUGCAGAAAAUGCUGUUGCAGAUUUGGCAGAAGCUGAUGGUGAGAAAAGAAGAGGUUGCAGUGACAGUGAGCCUAUGGAGCUAGAUGAUUCUUUAAAUAAACAGUCUAAAGAAGUUGUGAAUUAUUCCGUGUCUGGUGAAUCUGUUGAUAUGGAACAAACUGUAAAUGAGACAGAAAACACUGAAGACACUUCUUUAUCGAACAUUAGAAUUGAGAAUGUUUUAACAGGGGCAGAAAGUAGUGACCAGAUUUUAGCUGACUCUUAUUCGCCAUCAAAAUUAUCUGUUGACCAACAAGCUGUGCAUAAUCCAGAUCCAGAAAACCAGCUUUCUCCUGGUUCUAAGGAAAACAGUGAUGAUGCCCCAGUUUCUUUCUCAGAUGGAAAUCAUGACAUUGUAACUAGUGUUAAUGAAGGAGCUGAAGUUAAUAAAGAUACUGGCGUGACCCCCACUGAAAAUGUGGAUAACUCUGUUAACAAUGACUGCACAGAAAAUGGAGUUUCAAAAACGCAAGAGACAGAAAGCGAUGAUGAUGUUAUAGAAAUCCAUGAUAUUAAAAAGGAAUGUAGUAAUGCUGAGACUUCUGGUACUUCAGGCAAAGCAGAUGUUGUAACAGAUAUGAAGGAAGAGUUAGGAACAGGAGAGGAAGUUUCUGGAAAAGGGGAAGAGGAUGUAGUCAUUCUUGAUGAUGAAGGUGAUGUUUACCCAUUAAAGAAAGAGGGCAAUGAACCAAAGAUAAGUGAAAAUGGAUUGGGUAUUCAGAUAUCCUCAGUUUCUGGUCAGCAGCAUCAGCUUCAUGCCAAUGCAGAAUCAACGGAGAGUACUUCUACAGCAGGAAACAGCACUACAAAAACAAAACAGGGAAAGUCAAAGCAGCAAACUUGCAUUGUCUGUCAAAAGCUGUGUCGCUGCAAGUAUAAUAUUGUUCGAAAUGGUGAUACAAAACACUUGUGCGACGAUGCAUGUUUCAAGCAGUUCAGAAAAAGCCCUAGCUCCUUUCUGAAGAGUAAGUGUGAAGUAAAUGUGCAGCCUCAGAAGGAAAAAACAACAAAAACUGCCUAUCAGACACCCCCAGAACCUGAAACCACAGCUAAAACUCCAUCUUAUAAAACAUGUUCAGUUUGCCAGCUCAUGAAUGUUAACGCAACAAAUAUUUUUUGUAACUGGAAAGGUCUUGAUUUCUGUGGAGAGUCCUGUCUUGGGAAAUUUCAAGCAAAUUUGAAUACAUCAUGUUCUUUCUGCCACGCAUAUAUCCCUAUGGACAUGAGAGCCACUUAUUGUUUAAAAAUUGGAAACGAUAUGAGACCUUUUUGUAAACUGAAGUGUUAUUCUGAGUUUAAAAAAAAGUUGCGACUCUGCGCUUUUUGCCAAAGAGAUAUUGCCGCCAUACCUGCUGCAUUCACAGCCAUGAUCGGAUCAGCUGGUAAAUUUAAAGAAUUCUGUUCCCAAGCUUGCUUGAACAAGAUGGAAGAGCGGGUUAGUGUUGUGGAAAUCCUCAGCACUCAGAACCAUGCCCCGGAGGCGUGUUCUGUCUGUGAGAAGCAAGGAAACAUGAAGCACAGUGUCAGGUACCAAGGCAAAACCACCAAGCUUUGCAGUGACCUUUGUUUGACAGCAUUCCAAUACACCAACAAAAUCAACAUGAACAAAUGUGACAACUGUGGAACUAUCUGCACUGCUGAGGAAGCCCAGGCCCAUUUUGUCCAAUUUGAGGGGAUCAUGAAACGGUUCUGCAGUGAUCACUGUGUUAUUACAUUUAGGAAAAGCAAUAGCAAAGUGGUUCCUUGUGGUUGGUGCACAACAAAGAGGCUGAAUUUUGAUAUGAUAGAGAGGCUGGAUGUAGAGAACAAAUACCAGAUGUUUUGUUCCUUAAAUUGCCUGUCACUCUAUCGUGUUAAUCUCCAAGCUAAAUCUAAUCAAGCUGUCCCGUGUGACCAUUGUCGGAAGGUUGUUCCAGCCCAGUAUCACCUUACAAUGAGUGAUGCCUCUGUUCGCAAUUUCUGUUCCUAUGUGUGUGUAAUGACGUUUCAGUCUCAGUUUAUCGCAAAACAACCUGCACCAUUUACACCAGCACAGCCAGCACCCCCAGCUCCACCACUGCAGCAGAAGCCUACAUCUAAAGGUCGGCCAAGAGGUCGUCCCCCAAUUUCAGCUUCGCAACAGGCCCCAUCAUUUCCUGUUAUAUCAAAUGUAAUUUCUUUAGCUCCCCAGGGAGGUGACAAGCAGCAGACAGUUAAUAUUCAGUCCCCUUCCAAUGUAGCAGUUGUUGUAAAUGCUCAGACCAAUACCGCAACUGGCAACAUGGUGCCAAGUGGAGAUGGCAAGCAUCAGAUUCUAAUUCAGGCACCGCCCUCAAAACAAGUGAAGAAUAAAUCACUUCAGUGUAAACCUAUUACCCAGACUAAGGCAACUUCCUGCAGACCACAUUCUCAGCCUAAAGAAGUACAAACAGAUGAGGUGACACCAAAGUCCAUUAUUAUACCAAUACCAGUUCCCAUAUACAUACCGAUGCCUACAGUGAUGUUUACUGCUCCAACUCCAAAACUUGUCCCAUUUCCAAUUCCUAUCCCAGUACCAAUAUUUAUACCCACCACCAGGAAGUCUAUCAAUGGGAUUUCUAAAGCUAUAAGGGAAAUAGUUGAACGUAUUCCUGCCGACCCCCUUGAAGCAGAAUUGCUAAUGAUGGCUGAGGCUGUUGCUGCUGAUAAAAGACCUGGAGACAGUGAUACUGAUUCUGAAAAUGAAAUGGCUAAUGAUGAUUUCGGAGUCCCAGAGGAGGAAGAAAUUCGUCCAGUACAGAAAGAAGAAGAUCCUGUGUUAAUGAGAAAAAGAGAAGGACAAGGAGAGGAAGACAUGAUACAAAUGGCAUUGCGAAUGGCAGAAGAGAUGUCUGGCCCCAUAGAGGAUCUUGAAAGUUCAGUGGAACCUGUUGCUGUUAGCUCUGAUCCACCAGGCUCACAUCAUGUGAUUUCAAAUUAUGAUAACCCAUUGGAUGAAGACUACACCCCAUCUAGAACUGCCAGAGGUAGAGGAAUAAAACGGCAGGGUCGAGGCAGACCACCUUCUUCUAGACCAAAACGACAGCGUAUUGAAAGACAUUCUUAUACUGAAGAUGACUCAAUGGCUUCACCAUCUCAACAAUCACAGUCUUUGGAACCCCCACCUGAUGCUAACUACCGUUUAAAAUUCACAUAUGGAGUGAAUGCUUGGCGCCAUUGGGUUAUCAGUAAAAACGCACAGAUUGAAAAAACAAAACAAGCAACUGGUAGUGUUCGCAUGAGGACAUUCCCAACAGAUAUCUUGAAAUGUACAACCGAUGAACUAAAUUUUACAUUAUGUAUGUUUAUUAAAGAAGUCAGGAAGCCAAAUGGGGAAGAGUAUUCACCAGACAGCAUUUAUUAUCUUUGUUUAGGAAUACAGCAAUACCUGUAUGAAAAUGGUCGCAUUGACAACAUAUUUACGGAUCUUUAUUUUGAGAAGUUCACAGACAGUUUACAUGAAACCUUAAAAACUCUACAGCCUAAAGUUAAUAGCCAAGGGCAGAUGUUAUGUCGCAUUGAGGAAGAACAUUUGUGGGAAAGCAAGCAGCUUGGAGCUCAUUCUCCUUUCGUUCUUCUAAACACCCUGAUAUAUUUUCACACAAAGCAUUUUAUUCUGAAGACAGCGCAGGAGCACAUGUCUUUAUCAUUUGCCCAAAUACUUAAACAUUGGAAGAAAGGGGUGCCUGUUAAAGGGCAGGCUGCGUCCAGUGGGAAAAAUGUCUCUUUAAGAUUUUACUGCUUAGCCAAUGGUAAAAAAGAUGGAUUAGCUGCUCGGAAGAAUAAAGAAGGUGUUCCCGUUUAUGAAGUGACAGAGAAUUUUGAAAAUCCUUUACGCUGUCCAGUAAAGCUGUAUGAGUUUUUUCUGUCUAAGUGCCCUGAGAGCAUUAAGAACAGGAAUGACAUAUUCUACCCAAUCCCAGAGCGCUCUUGUGUACCAGAUAGUCCUGUCUGGUACUCUACACAAUCAGUAGAUAUUCACACUAUGGACAAAAUGUUGACUCGUGUGCUCUUGGUCAGAGAGAUACAGGAAUCCCAUCUACAUGCACAGCCAAUUUAUUUGUAGUCAUUGUAAAAAAAUCUAUUUCAUGCUUCCUAAAUUUCUGUGAAAACAUUGCCAAAUGUAAUAGAAAUUUUACACAUUUUGUAGUAUGCAAUGAUUUGCACAUUUGACUUUAAAAUUGUUUAUGUUUAGCCACAAAAUACAAAAGAUCAUGCAUAUAGUGGAAAAGGAUUUGAGAAAGAUUUUUUGUUUUUACAUUUACUAUUUGAUUUGAUAAAAAAAAAAACACUGUUCAUGUUUAUGUUGUGAGCUCCACCUUUAAAUGCAAUCAACUUUUAUUUUACACUCUACAUACAAUAAAAAAAACAUUUCUACAUGUUUAACGGUUGCUUAAUUGUAAUUAACUGCGCAAACUGUAUAAAAGCAAUGCAUUUUAAGUAACAAUUUUAAAACUUGAUUACUGUAAAUAUACCGGUACUGUUUAAUAUUUUUUUGUUUACUUCUGGUUGAUAAUUCAUUAAACCAGGCUGUGACCAAAUUAUGGAUUUUUUGUUUUGCAUGGUUUUAACACUAUUGAUAAUUCAGCAGAACCAACAUCUGUGAAACAUUAAGUAGUAAAGAUAUUUUCUAGACCUAGCCAUCCAUUUGGAUGUUUCUUGACCUCUGCAUUAUUUGGUCAGCAUUAUGCCCAGCGCCUUUACUUUCCCUAACAUAAGUUAGGUACGUGUCAGAGCUGGGUGGCCUUGGAUGUUCCACUGACCAGAACACAGAUUUGAACUCAAGACUUUUAGGUUACCA